Dentiscutata erythropus is the source of this 504-nucleotide messenger RNA. The record is from the annotation of a GenBank genome assembly. NCBI's taxonomy places the organism in Eukaryota, Fungi, Glomeromycota, Glomeromycetes, Diversisporales, Gigasporaceae.
AUGAAAGAUUUUAUAGACAAUAAUGCCUAUAAUUAUGAUACUGAUGAUAUAGUAAUGGAUAUCAAUUUGGUUAAUAGUUUAACUACUUACUCUAAAAGUAUUAAUAACACAAUUAGUGAAGCUGUUAAUAAAGUUAUUAGCAAAAUCACUAACAAAAACACUAGUGAAAUUAUUAGUGAAACCAUUAGCGACACCACUAGAGAAAUCGCCAGCAAAGCCACUAGCAAAAUCACUAGUGAAGCUACUAAUAAAACAACUAGUGAAGCUACACCAAAGUUUAAAUUAUCUGUUUGGAAAAAUUUUACUCUAUUAGAAAAAGAACAAAAAGCUAAAUAUAUUUACGAAUCUGAAUCUGUAAAGCCUACAAUUUCACCAUUAAAUUGCGAGACACAUUGGAAUGCUACUUAUUUGAUAUUGCAAUCAGUUAUUGAAAUUAAGAAUGUGGUUGUCAGAAUAAAAGAUAGAGAUAAAACAUUCUCUGAUUUACCUAAGGAUAAUAAAUAG